AAAAUCAAACACGAUUUCAUAGCUUGAAAAAAUCUUUAUAAAAUGAAAAAUUUUAAUGUAAUAUAAAUUAAAUUUAAAUGUAAAUAAUUUGUAAAUAAAAAUUUUAAAUUUUGAUAAUUAAGAUUGUUGUUUUUACGAUUUUGUAUGUUAAAAUCCAUAAAAACAUUUUAAAAAAUUAAAAAUUUUACUUCAAACUAAGCUAAGUCAAGCAAUUAAUAUGCAAUAAAAUAGUUUUAAUUUUUUAGAUUAUAUCUUAGGAAAACUGCGUUAGAAUUGUGAAUUUGACUUUACAUUUCUUAUAUUUCGAUUAUGUGAUUUUGUUUACAUCCGAAUUCAAUAUUCGACUAUAAAUAAUAUAUAAUUAUAUAGUUUUAGGUUUAUGUAAAUAAUUGUGUGUACACGUGUUGGAGCCAAUUUAAAUAAUAAAGUUUGAAAAUUUACAAAAUGACAACACGAAAAUUAAAAAUUAACAGCGAAUCAAAAUUACAAAAAAAUAAAAGAGAAAAUAAUGAUGAUAAUAUAAAUAGUAAUAUAAAAAAGAUUAAAAGUAAUGAACUUAAAAUUAAAAAAACAGAAGAAAAAUACAAAAAAACUUUGACAAAAAAUGACAAAGAAAACCACAAUAGAAAUAUAAAUGAUAAGUUUGAAAUAAUAAAAAACUCUAUAGAAAAACCUAAUUGGAUGGAAUUUAAGAAACAAAAAAAAGAACUUAAAGAAAAAUAUAAAGCAAAACGUUUUAAUGAUAUUUAUAAUAUAACAAUUACAGCAAAGCAAUUUAGUGAAAAGUUUCGUAGAUCUGAUUGUUCAAAAUUAGAACGUAAAAAGCUAAUCUUAAAAACACAUAAUAUGUUAAAAAAUAAUUAUAAUAGAAUAAUACUUACACAUGAUAUGUCUCGAAUUAUUCAAUGGAUACUUAAAUAUUGUGAUGGAAAAAUUCGACAAGCUAUUUUUCAAGAAUUAAAACCAUCAAUUUUGUCUAUGAUUAAAUCAAAAUAUGCAAAAAACUGUAUUAAAAUAAUGUUAAAACAUGGAUCUCAGCAGAUUAGACAUGAAAUUAUUUCUGUUUUUUAUGGUAAUGUAAUAAGAUUUAUGUGUCAUUCUGUAUCUUCAUCAUUAUUAGAAGUUAUUUAUUCAACAUGGGCAACGGAAAUAGAAAAAAUAUAUUUUAAACAGGAAUUUUAUGGUGAUAUGUAUAAACAAGCUAAAGAUAAAAAAAUUAAAACAUUAUCUGAUACAUAUAAAAUUGCAGAAGAUAUGAAAACAGCAACAUUAUCUGCAGUAAAAGGAAAUUUAAUGAAAAUAUUAAAUAAGAAAAUUUUAAAUUCUACUUUAUUGCAUUGUGUUCUUUUAGAAUUCUUAAAUGAUUGUCCCAUUGAAGAUAGAACAGAAAUAAUUACUAUGUUAAAAAAUUCAAUAGUUGAAUUGUCUCAAACAAAAUUUGGUUCAAAAGUUGCUGCAAUGUGUAUAUGGCAUGGUACAAACAAAGAUAGAAAAAUUAUUAUGAAAGCUUUAAAAGGGAAUAUAAAAACUAUUUCGAUGUCUGAACAUGGAUAUUUAAUACUAUUAGCAUUAUUUGAUUCAGUAGAUGAUACUGUUUUAAUCAAGAAAAUUAUAUUCUCAGAAAUACAAAAUGAUUUAAUAGAUAUAGCAUUAAAUGAUUACGGAAAGCAUGUAAUUUUGUAUUUAAUAGCUAGAAGAAAUUCCCAUUAUUUUGCUCCCAGUAUAGUAAAAUAUUUGGAGCAAGGAGAUAAUAAUGCAAUAAGUAAAAAACCAGCUAAUAUAAGAGAAAAAGAACUUUUAUAUUCAAUUUCUGAUUUACUUCUAGAAUCUGUAACCACAAAUACCUCAAUUUGGAUAUCUAAUAGUUCUAUUGCAAUGGUAACAUUAGCAAUAUUGAAAAUAGGUAUUGGAGAAAAAUUAAAAAGAGCCUUUGAAGCUAUUGCUAUAUUUAUUUCAGACUCAAAAUCAAAAAUCAAAGAAGGAGAUGAAGAAUAUAAACCAAUUGAACAUGCAGGUUUACAUAUGAUGUUAAAAAAACUUAUACAAAAUGAUAAAGAAUUACAAAAAAAAACUGAAUGUACAUUUGGAGAAAUAUUAAUUAAUUAUUUAAAAACAAAUAUUGUAGAAAAAUGGAUAGAAUGCAAUAGGGGAUGUUUUUUAUUAAUAUUAUUACUAGAAAAUGAAACAAUGUCUGUUGGAAAUGUUAUACUUUCUAAAUUAAAACCAAUGAUAAAUAUUUUAAAAUCAAAACAAAAUCCAGGUGCUAAAAUUUUAUUAGAAAAAUUAAAAUAAAUUAAAAUGUUAAAUAGAAAUUAUAAGGAUUUUUUUUGUUAUAUUAUUUUAUUAUUUAUAUAUGUAACAUAUAUAGUGAAAGAAAAAAAUAUUCAUAUACCUUUAAAACGAAAUGACUUUUUUAAAAUUGGAGUAAAUAACUUGAAUUUUUUUAAAUAUUCGAAUAAUUUAUUUAUAUAAUAUGUAAAAAAAAUAUUGAUAUUUUUUUAAAAAUUGAUAUUGAUUUUGAAGAAAAAAAAAUCAUGAUUUUUAUUUGAUUCUAUAAUAAAAAUUUAAAAAAUGUUUUUUGUAAAUGUAAGAAAUUAGAUUAAAUUUAAGAAUUCAUUUAUCAAUUAUAUUCACAAAGUUUUACCAAAAUCGAAAACGAUAAAAAAUGUUGAAAUUUAAAAUUUUUAUAUUUUUCGAUCUAUAUUUUAAUUUCGAUGAAAUCUUGUAUAUGAUUUUUAACAAAAGAUAUGUUUUAAAAUUUCAUUACAUUUAUAUUACAUUACUCAGAUAAAAAAAUUGAAAAUUAUGAUUUUUAUUUUUUUCUUCAAAAUUCUAACCAAUAAUAAUUAAAAAAAUUCAAAUCAUUUAUUCUAAUUUUAAAAAAAAUUAUUCCAUUUUAAAGAAUAUAUGAAUACUUUUUUCUCUCAUUAUAUUUUAUUUAUAAUACAAAUACGUACAAUUUAUUCAUUUAAAUUUUUUGCAUUUUUCAUCUUUUAAAUUUAUUAACAUCCAUAAAUAAUUAUAUAAAAAUGAUAUAAAAUAUGAUAAAUCAUGUAAAAUAUGAUAAUAACAUGUAAUGUAUAUAUUAUUAUUAUUAUUAUUAUUAUUAUAUAUUAUUAUAUAUAUUCAAAAUAAUUUUAUUAUACUUACCUAUUUUUAUGAAAGCAUACAAAUACAUGUUUGAAAUGUAAAUUUAUUAAUUUAGAAAAUUUAAAAUAAAAUUAAUGUAAUAUUUAGAAA
This is a messenger RNA of Apis cerana (Asiatic honeybee), 3240 nucleotides long. RefSeq names its product Pumilio and CPL domain-containing protein penguin (gene peng). Gene Ontology annotation, molecular function: mRNA binding. The record is from RefSeq and is a predicted model, not a curated record. Gene Ontology annotation, biological process: regulation of translation. Gene Ontology annotation, cellular component: nucleolus. Lineage: Eukaryota; Metazoa; Arthropoda; Insecta; Hymenoptera; Apidae.